Messenger RNA from Hevea brasiliensis (rubber tree), 2192 nucleotides. RefSeq names its product rust resistance kinase Lr10-like. The transcript has 4 exons. The record is from RefSeq and is a predicted model, not a curated record. The coding region runs from base 62 to 1897 and encodes 611 amino acids. Gene Ontology annotation, biological process: protein phosphorylation. Lineage: Eukaryota; Viridiplantae; Streptophyta; Magnoliopsida; Malpighiales; Euphorbiaceae. Gene Ontology annotation, molecular function: polysaccharide binding; protein kinase activity; ATP binding.
UCGUUGCUCACUUUACUGGAGAGGAAGCAAAAGUUAUACAAAUAAUUUCGUGGAUAUAGCAAUGGCUAAUAAUUCAAAAGAAAUGAAUGUAUCUUUGAUUUGCUUCUUCUGGUUCGUUAUAUUCAUUGUAGAUCAUGGAUUAUGUGUUAAUGACUGCAAUACAUCAACAUGUGGGAGCUACGGCCCAGCCGUUCGAUUUCCCUUCCGAAUCAAAGGCAGGCAACCACUCCACUGUGGAUAUCCUCAAUCUGAGUUUCAUCUUUCUUGCUCAGAGAAGAACGAUACUGUUCUGGAGCUUACGACUUCAUGGAAACUCUUCAUCCAAAAAAUUGACUAUAAAUCUCAAGUUAUUUAUGCUAACGAUCCAGAAGGUUGCCUUCCAAGAAGGCUUUUGAACUUCAAUCUCUCUGUUUCUCCCUUCUAUCUUAAGGGGGAUUAUGCCGACGAAAACACCUUAUUCAAUUGCUCUUCAAAAGGAGGUUAUCUCCCAAUCCCCUGCCUUAGUAGUUCACAAUAUCAAGUCUAUGCCGUUGACUCAGAUAGUACUAUUGGUUACGAUUGGUUGUCUUGCACUAAGAUACAUGAUAUUUCACCAGUGCCAUAUCAUUCUCUCUAUUCCGAGGAAACAAUUCUUGGUUUGAGUUGGUACAAUCCCAAGUGUAAACAUUGUGAAGUAAAAGGCAAGUACUGCAGAUUGAAGAGCAACGACACUACAUCUGAAACUCAGUGCUACGGCAUGCUCAAGCCACAUAAAGGGGCAACAACCAAAUUUAUAGAAACAGGUGUAAUUUUAGGUUCAAUCCUUCUUGUAGUAGCAGCCAUCCUACUCUAUCGCAGAUAUAGGUUCAACAAAAUGGAAAGACAAUAUCAGUCUAAGAUUGAAAAAUUUUUGGAUGACUAUAAAUCUUUCAAGCCUACUAGAUAUUCCUAUGAUGAUAUUAAGAGGAUGACUAACCAAUUCAAAGACGAAUUGGGCCAAGGAGCUUAUGGAACUGUGUUCAGAGGAAAGCUAUCUGACGAAAUUUUGGUAGCUGUUAAAGUCCUCAACAGCUCCAAAGGAAAUGGUGAGGAGUUCAUAAAUGAAGUUGGAACAAUAGGUAAAAUCCACCAUGUCAAUGUGGUUCGUUUGAUUGGAUUCUGCGCUGACGGGUUUAGAAGAGCUCUAGUUUAUGAGUACUUGCCAAAUGAUUCUCUACAGAAGUUCAUCUCUUCAGCAGACACCAAGAACCGUUUCCUUGGCUGGAAAAGGCUGGAAGAUAUUGCUCUCGGCAUCGCUAAAGGAAUUGAAUAUCUUCAUCAGGGGUGUGAUCAGAGAAUCCUCCACUUUGAUAUCAAACCGCAUAACAUCCUGCUUGAUCACGACUUCAAUCCCAAAAUCUCAGAUUUUGGAUUGGCUAAGUUUUGUGCUAAGGAUCAGAGUGCAGUGUCCAUGACAACGGCUAGAGGGACCAUUGGCUAUAUCGCACCUGAAGUGUUCUCAAGGAACUUUGGGAAUGUUUCCUACAAGUCGGAUGUUUAUAGCUUUGGGAUGUUAGUGCUAGAAAUGGUUGGAGGAAGGAAAAUUGUUGAUGUAGCGGAAGAAAAUGAUCAGCAAAUAUACUUCCCAGAAUGGAUUUAUAAUCUUUUAGAAGAAGGAGAAGACCUUAGGUUUGAAAUUGAGGAAGAGGGAGAUACUAAAAUUGCGAAGAAACUGGCAACUGUGGGGCUCUGGUGCAUUCAGUGGAACCCAGCGGAUCGCCCCUCAAUGAAAGUUGCUGUUCAUAUGUUGGAAGGGGAAGGAGAGAAUAUACCAAUACCUCCCAAUCCUUUUAGCUCUUCAGUUCCAACAAAAACAAAGGCAAGAACACCAGGGAAACGACUUCUCCAAGAGUUGGAGGUCAUCUCAGAGGCAGAGUAAAAUCAUAAAUUGAGGCGGCAGUUCUAAGACAGUCCCAACAGCAGGUGGCACGUCAGCUGCAAGCCUCACAAGAAUGAGACUUCACCACACCAUAAUUUUCAUUUUCAUUGCCUCACAUAUUUCAAAUGGCAUUAGAUUCUAAGCUUUCUUUGCAGACUUGAAGCUUAUGCUGCUGUGUGCAGUUAUGUUAUACUUGUAACCAUAUGCAAAUAGUGUUAUUGGAUUGUUUCUGACGUAUCAUUUGUAAGAUUGUUGCAAGCAUAAGAAGCCACUUCAAUUUCAUUCCUUUUUUUUU